Scleropages formosus (Asian bonytongue) is the source of this 2811-nucleotide messenger RNA. It is a transcript of the gene zbtb7c, whose product is annotated as zinc finger and BTB domain containing 7C. Gene Ontology annotation, biological process: regulation of transcription by RNA polymerase II. Lineage: Eukaryota; Metazoa; Chordata; Actinopteri; Osteoglossiformes; Osteoglossidae. Gene Ontology annotation, molecular function: DNA-binding transcription factor activity, RNA polymerase II-specific; protein binding; RNA polymerase II cis-regulatory region sequence-specific DNA binding. The coding region runs from base 436 to 2277 and encodes 613 amino acids. The record is from RefSeq and is a predicted model, not a curated record. The transcript has 3 exons.
UCAAAGGGCGUCUGAGACAUGAGCUUAUUACACACUGUGCUUAGCUUGUGUUGUGGAGGAGGACGGGGUAUUAUUAUCUUCCAGCUACCCACCCUGCUAUAAAAACUAGCGGUACGGCGUCGCAGCCGCACAGUGCCGCUCCUCUCCCUCCCCCGGUGUUACGGGCAAGCCUGGCUCUCUCUCCAGAGCGCCAGAGUUCCUCACAAGCCCAUUUCCAAACAGGAGAUAGAUCUGAGUCCAUUGUGCUUCUCCUCCUCUCUGCCGGUGCUGGAUACUCGUUGGGCUCUCUGAAUGGGGAGGCUGAUGAAAGCAGGUAGCUGUGAAUGGAAAGACGACUCCUCUGCGGUCUAAAGGGAGACAUGAGAGAGGUCACUGCGCCGUGCCCCUCUGCCCUGGGAUAAAGCGUGAGGAAACACAAGAGCUGCUGGUGUGAAAAUGGCCAACAGAGAGGACGAUUUGAUUGGGAUCCCCUUCCCCAACCACAGCAGUGAUGUUCUAUGCAGCUUGAAUGAGCAGAGAAGGGAUGGGCUCCUCUGCGACGUGGUGCUCGUCGUCCGUGACCAGGAAUAUCGAACGCACCGGUCGGUUCUGGCAGCCUGCAGCCAGUACUUCAAAAAGCUCUUCACAGCAGGGACAGACUGUGACAGGCACAGCGUCUAUGAGAUUGACUUUGUUGCUCCAGAGUCACUCACAGCAAUCUUGGAGUUUGCUUACACCUCCACUCUCACGAUCACCACCUCCAACGUGAGAGAGAUCCUCAAUGCUGCUCAGAUGCUCGAGAUCCCCUGCAUCAUCCGUGUGUGUCUAGAGAUCAUGGACACUGGAGAAGAUGAUGAGGAAGAGGAUGAAGAGGAAGGGGAGGAUGAUGAUGACAUUGAAGAGGAAGGUGAGGACUCAAGAGAAGAAGAACAGGAUGACAAUGAAGCUGAUGAAAAGCCAACGGAACCAUCAGGGAGUCAAUACCACGAGGCAAUAGAGAAAAAAGACUGUACUCCAAGCACUUCCCAGAAGGAGAAUCUGUCUGACAGACUGAAAACUCCUGAUAUCACAGAGGUUUUCAGUGAGAAACCCAGAGAUUCGGAAAAUUUGGAAAACAAAGCCCUAAAAGACUUUUCCAUUGAGUCCCUGCUGCAAGAAGGACUGUACCCAAAGCUUCCGGGCAUUGACACAGGGUCAGGUUUUUCCCCACUUCUUCCAGGUUUUUUCCCUCCCGUGUGGCCAGGGGACUAUCCGGGUUUUCCACCAAUUCAGAACCCCAAUCCAAACCCCCACCCAUACCAUCAGGAACUUGACAGCAGGCCACUGGACUUAGCAGUAAAGAAAGAGGGUAUAAAAGAAGAGCUGAACGAGGAGAUCCCACCGAGCCUUUUCCACAGUGACUUCCUAAAAGACUUCAUGAGCACAGGGCUUGGUAUGGUACCAGAGGCCCACCUUGGUUCUAUCAAGGAUGAGACCGAUUUCAGGUCAUACUUGAAUUUCCUUAGUGCCUCUCACCUUGAGAGCCUAUUUCCUCCUUGGCAACUGGAGGAAGACAGAAAAAUGAAAACUAAGGCGUCUCAGCAGUGCCCGAUUUGCAACAAGGUGAUCCAAGGAGCCGGUAAACUGCCCCGACACAUGAGGACUCACACCGGCGAGAAACCAUACAUGUGCACAAUCUGUGAAGUUCGAUUCACUAGGCAGGACAAGCUGAAGAUCCACAUGCGCAAGCACACUGGAGAGCGGCCCUACAUCUGCCUCCACUGCAACUCCAAGUUUGUCCACAACUAUGAUCUGAAGAACCAUCUGCGCAUCCAUACGGGGGUGCGGCCCUACCAGUGUGAGCACUGCUACAAGAGCUUCACGCGCUCCGACCACCUGCACCGCCACAUCAAGAGGCAGAGCUGCCGCGCCUCUCGACCACGCAGGGGUCGCAAGCCAGCCGCCUGGCGCUCUGCCAGCUUUCUCUACCCGCCUGCCGCCCAUCACGAGAACAAGGCUGUCGGUGUGGGCGUGGACGGUCGACUUUUGCCAGUUGGCCAUGGGGUCGUCGCCCAGAGGUUCAUAGACAGGCACCAUUUGGGGGGAAGUAACUUGAAUUUUGAGGACUUGGACAAUAGCAGAGAGAGUCUGGAGGUCAAACUAGAGAGAAACCAUACUGAGGAGAGGAAGAGAGGGGUGUUUGCCUUCGCUCUAGCCCGUGACAAUGUUCUCUCCCAUCAGCCAUUCUACUCCACAGCCGCUGACCCCUGGGCACUGAGGCUGAAGCAUAUCCCACCCAUUUCAGAUGCAACCAAAUAAAUUUUUACAUAAUUAUCAUUAUACGUGUCUCCAAAACCUCUUACAACUGACUCAAAGGGUCUUAAAACAACAAUAAUUUCCUUCAAGGUAUAGGCAUACUGAUGAUGUGCUGGAAUCUCAUGAAUUCCCAUGCAAGAUGGAUCACAGAACUUUUUGUCUCUUUUACUGAUAUUGUUCUUUUAAUGAGAGCAUGUUUGGAAUCAUCUGAAGUGUUUCUCUCUUCAUUCUUCUUAGGCUGCUGUAUUGAUGUGGGGCAUUGUGUGAAACGUGUCAUGCCACCUUUGUAGACAAAACUGGGAUUUCAUCUUGGUUUGUUGUAAGCUCAUGACAGACUGUGUGCUGCAUGCUCAGUAAUCCCUGUUUUAAAAUUACUUUAAAGGCCUGAUUUGGUAUGUUCACUUUCCAUUUUUUUACCUGGUAAACACACAGCUGAUUUUACUUUCAUCAGACCCAUCUGGAACAAUUCAUACUUUGCUUUUUGGCCAUUCUGUACUUUUGGGGUUUGAAACACUGGCACUCAUUUUCAAAUUUCAA